This is a messenger RNA of Prorocentrum cordatum, 354 nucleotides long. The record is from the annotation of a GenBank genome assembly. NCBI's taxonomy places the organism in Eukaryota, Dinophyceae, Prorocentrales, Prorocentraceae.
AUGGUGCUGAGCAUUCCGCUGGCCCACAAGCAGGCUGCAAGAGGAGAGCGGAAAGCCCGGGGGCCCCGGCAGCGGGAGAAGCGCCAGGUGAGCUUCCCUGCAGAAGGCAAGUGCGCGCGCUUCGGCGAGCGGGGUUCAGAGGAGGAGCGGGGCGUGCCGCAUGUGAGGACUCGGACUGUGUGGAGCACGCAAUCUCGUCAUGACUACAAUUGCAAGAUGAAGAAUAAGCAUCGGCUGAAGCAGAGCUUGCUGUGUGGAAGGAGGGGAGGAAAACAGGAGAGAAGGGAGGAUGGAGAACGGGGGGAACCACCUCAAACAAGCGGCGUAAGCGCGCGAACCAAUGGCGCAAAGUAG